AUGCGUGCGGUGUGGAUUUUGAUUGCUACAGCAGUAGCUACAACUGUAGCUGUACCCGUUAAUGAGAUUUCACUUGCUGAAAAAAUCGCUAUAGCAGGGGAUCACACGAGGAACAGUUUCCUAGAAGAGUUGCUGCUAGGUCUGAUUGAAGAUUUGAGACAUGUUUUACUAAAUGGGAACGAUGAUUUGCCUCCGUUAGAUCCACUGGUCAUCGAACAGUUGUCAUUAAGCGACGAAGACAUUCCUGUACCCGGGGCUCAAAUAGAACUAUCAGGUGUAAAAGUAUCGAACCUGGCAAGUUUCGUCAUAGAUGAUCUCUCCGUCUCUCUGACUUCUGUGUUACUGCAGAGGUUCCGAAUUCAAAUCGACGGAAGAAUACCUUUCUUGGAUAUAGAUGCAGUCUAUGAUGCAUCAUUGGAGGAUUCAUCGGGGAAGCAGUUGUUGAGUCGCGAAGAUACUCCUGACAAUCAUCCAUUAGCUGCUGUAUAUCUACACAACUGUUUUUGUUUGUGCCUUGUGAAAAACGAUCGCUAUGACAUUAAUGUAUCGGCUAUGGGAAUCAACCUAUUCGGAGCAGGAGACGCCAAAAUCAAAGUUAUUAAUCCUGCACUGAAAAUCGACAUGUUGGUGUCCCUGAGGGUCAGCAUUAGUCAGGGUGUGAGCCUUGUGCUGUUGGAGACUGAAGCCAAAUUUAAUUUGGAGGCAUUCCAACCAGAGAUAACAGGCAUUUUCAAUGAUGACGGAGCUAGUGCCUUCAUAAAUGAUUUCCUGGCUCACUUCGUUCCAUCUGCAGCGCAAGCUUAUGAGAAUGAAAUUAAUGAAUUCCUCAGCGAAACAAUACAUGACAUCGUGAGCGAUGUUUUCGACAAUCUAGAUUUGUGA
Messenger RNA from Diatraea saccharalis (sugarcane borer), 882 nucleotides. Lineage: Eukaryota; Metazoa; Arthropoda; Insecta; Lepidoptera; Crambidae. The record is from the annotation of a GenBank genome assembly.